Molecule: messenger RNA, 1359 nt
Organism: Cyclopterus lumpus (lumpfish)
Lineage: Eukaryota; Metazoa; Chordata; Actinopteri; Perciformes; Cyclopteridae
Gene: bmp15
Product: bone morphogenetic protein 15
Exons: 2
Coding region: 4-1359 (451 amino acids)
Biological process (GO): BMP signaling pathway; SMAD protein signal transduction
Cellular component (GO): extracellular region
Molecular function (GO): cytokine activity; growth factor activity
Source: RefSeq, a predicted model, not a curated record
AACAUGAAGGCGACCCGCGCCAAACACGACUUACUGCGCGUGUGCGUGCUGUCCUGUUUCGUCUUCCUGUUGUUCUGCGCAUGCACCUGCGGAGCGGCGGCCGGGCGGAAAAAAAUGGCCUCCCAGCAGCGCGCGCUGACGCGCAGCCGCAGGAGUCACCAGAGCGGCGCGAGGCACAAGGGCGCGCACUCCCACGGCAGCAGCAGCCACCACCGGCCGCUGACGGACGAGCAGAAGGCGGACCAGAACCUGCAGUUCAUGUUGAGCUUGUACCGGAGCGCCGCGGAGCCGGACGGCACGCCCAAACAGAACCGGAAGUUCGGCUCCAACACGGUGCGGCUGCUGAGGCCGUCCGCGUCGUCCGUGCGCCACCUGCCGGCCUCGAGAGGCCACCACUACAGAUUCACAGUGCAGUACAACCUGGACACUGUUCCCUCAGAGCAGCUGAUCAGAGCCUCCUUCAUCCACCUCCGCUCCUCCUCCUCUUCCUCCUCUUCCUCCUCCUCCUCCGCCCGCUGCAGGGCUCAGAUCACCUCCCUGGGCAAAGCGAGCCUGGUCACCCUCGAGCCCCACGAGCGGUGGACAGAGACGGACAUCACCGCCCACGUCCAGCGGGGGGAGAGCCGCGGCCCCGGUCGGCACCUGACUCUCACGGCCCAGUACUGGUGCACGGAGCCCCAGCACGCCGAGGAGGAGGACGGCGGUCUCUCGGGGUGGUGGUUCCGAAAAAAGCGGAGGAGGGAACCUCACCUGGAGGUGCCGUCUCUCCUCCUGUACCUGGAGGAUGAGCGGGAGGUGCAGGACUGGAUGCGGGGCUUGCUCGGGGCGGAGGGGGGAAACGCCACGAUGCGACUCGGGCCGUGGCACCCUUCCCUCCACCACCGCCACCGCCGCUCCAAAGACCUUUCCCCUUCGGACGCGUCGCUGGACGUCCUGAAGAACGCCGCCGCCGCCGCCUCCUCCUCCUCCUCCUCUUUCUCCACCUCCGCCGUGUCCUCCAUCAUCUCCGACAUCCCCGACAUCAAGCGCAAGACGGGCGCGCCCAAGAACCACUGCAAGCUCCACUCGUUCCUCCUCUCCUUCGACGCGCUCGGGUGGGGCAACUACUUCAUCGCGCCGCCGGUGUACAACCCGCGCUUCUGCCAGGGCAGCUGCCCCCCGGUGCUCACGUACGGCUUGCACUCCCCCAACCACGCCAUCAUCCAGACGAUGCUCAACGAGCUGGGCGUCGGGGACGUCCCGGCGCCGUCCUGCGUGCCUUACAAGUACAUCCCCAUGAACGUGCUGGUGGUGCACAAGAAGAAGGUGGAGUACAGGUGGCUGGAGGACAUGGUGGCCGAGUCGUGCACGUGUCGCUGA